AUGGCCAGGCGUUGGAUCAGCUAUAGUGUCGACGAGGACCGGCGAAGCCGGCGCGACCGGAGAUGGCGAUUGCGCUGGCCGUGGAACUGGGGUCGCGGCCCUGGCUACGGACGUCCCCACGUGGUGCGGGACCGGCCCAGCCGACAGCGCGGCCGGUCCCGCGACGACGGCGAGCGACGCAGCAUCUGGCCGUGGCUGUUGCUCCUGCUGCUUUUGCUGUUGUUCCUGGGGGCCCUCGUGUUGUUCCUGCUUGACGAUCCCGAGGAGAACGGCAGCGCCGAACAGACCGGCGGGACUGGCGAGCCCGCCGCGCCCGGGGACCUGGUUGCGGGCGGUGUCGUGCCACCGGUCGGCUCGGCCCUGGCCUUGACCCGCGCCGAUGACGGCAGCACCAUGGUUUCCGUUCCGGAACGCCCUUCGCUGCGGCUGGGAGAGGACGCGAAGGUCAUCGACCUCGGCGACGGCUCCUGCCACGACCAACGCUACGUCCUGAUGACCGACGGCAAGGCUGUCCCCAUAGAGGACCUCGACGAGGCGACGGUCGACGCGCUGGCCCGGUCCAAUGUGGCGAUCGACACCGUGGCCCUCAGCCCGGGGGCCGACACGAGCGCCCUGCGGGCCAUCGCCUCCCGCACCGGUGGGACGUUCACGAAAAUGGAGUAA
This is a messenger RNA of Geodia barretti, 663 nucleotides long. The record is from the annotation of a GenBank genome assembly. Lineage: Eukaryota; Metazoa; Porifera; Demospongiae; Tetractinellida; Geodiidae.